Molecule: messenger RNA, 1416 nt
Organism: Rubroshorea leprosula
Lineage: Eukaryota; Viridiplantae; Streptophyta; Magnoliopsida; Malvales; Dipterocarpaceae
Source: the annotation of a GenBank genome assembly
AUCCAAACUUCUCAACCAAAUCACUUGUCGCCAACCCAACUUCCUGGCUAUGUCUCAAAAGACACUUUUCUCCACCGUUUUCAUCACCCUCGCUGCCAUAAUGUUCGCCCAUGAAAUCCAAUCCGUUGAAGGAAGGCCUUUGAAGGGCAAAAGCAGCACACCACCGGCACCAUUGACUCCUACGGCUACAGGUUCCGUGACUCUGGCAUCCCAAUACCCACCACCACCACCACCCCACUCAAACUACACCUCGUUUCGUGAUCAGAAGAAGGCAGAGCCACUAGGUCCGCCAGCACCCACCCUUAACCCACCUAUUCACCACUAUGCUGCUGCCAUGCUGCGUCCACCACCGCCACCAUUAACUCCUGCGGCUACAGGUGCCGUGACUCUAGCAUCCCAAUACCCACCACCACCACCACCCCACUCAAACUACACCUCGUUUCGUGAUCAGAAGAAGGCAGAGCCACUAGGUCCACCAGCACCCACCCUUAACCCGCCUAUUCACCAUUAUGCUGCUGCCAUGCUGCGUCCACCACCGCCACCAUUGACUCCUGCGGCUACAGGUGCCGUGACUCUGGCAUCCCAAUACCCACCACCACCAUCCGAUUCAAACUACACCUCGUUUCGUGAUCAGAAGAAGGCAGAGCCACUAGGUCCGCCAGCACCCACCCUUAACCCACCUAUUCACCACUACGUUGCUGCCAUUCUGCGUCCACCACCGGCACCAUUGACUCCUGCGGCUAUAGGUGCCGUGACUCUGGCAUCCCAAUACCCACCACCACCACCACCACCACCACCCCACCCAAACUACACCUUGUUUCGUGAUCAGAAAAAGGCAGAGCCACUAGGUCCGCCAGCACCCACCCUUAACCCGCCCAUUCACCACUAUGCUGCUGCCAUGCUGCGUCCACCACCGCCACCAUUGACUCCUGCGGCUACAGGUGCCGUGGCUCUGGCAUCCCAAUACCCACCACCACCACCACCCCACUCAAACUACACCUCGUUUCGUGAUCAGAAAAAGGCAGAGCCACUAGGUCCUCCAGCACCCACCCUUAACCCGCCUAUUCACCACUAAAUUAAGAUUACAUCCCAAGGUUGAUCACGGCUUCAUCGAUCCAGACUGCUUCAUUGCUAAAUAAAUAAAAUUGAAUGAGUGUUCUGUUAGUCGGGUCAUUUCCUUUCUGCUAGAGAUGUAAUAUUGCUUUCUUUUCUUUGAUGCUGUGAUGUAAUAUUACUAUGUAGUGAGUUAGAUUGGAGAAAGAUUUGGAUUUGGAAUGAUUUUGUUGAUGAAUUUUUUUUGCUGGAAUGUACUGUGGAUUGCAAAAUCUUGAUUCUUGAAUAUGCAUGUUAAAUUUCAGAUACUUCAGUGUGUACGGAUGCAUUUAGGUUUGUAUUGAAUGAAUGCGUUUUUUUCGA